GGCCCCCGCCCGACUUGGGCAAGGCGGGGGCGCGUGGAACGAAGCUCCUCGGGGGGCGAGGGAGGGAGCUUCGGUGCCGCGCGGGCGUCAGGGGCUCCACGGGGGAGGAGUCAGGAAAAGUGGCUAUAAAAGCGGCCGCUCCGGCGGACUGCCGGGGAGCUGGCGCGCAACGGAGCCCAGCGCUGUGCGAUAGCUUGGAGCCUGGCGAGUGCAAGCGGCGCGGGGAGCCAGUGGGGCUGAGCGUGGCCAGGGUCGGAACCCGAUUUCCCACUAGGCUUGCCCACGCCCCGGGAGCUCGCGGUGCCCAGCGGUCAGAGGCAGACACCCGGAGCCGCUGCGCUCCUGGCCCGCGAGGUGUGGCACUGUCUCGGCCACCUACCCAGAGCCGCAGACUCACUCUCCGCGACCGCCGCCGUUCCCCAAGGGUCGGGCGCUACAGCAGUCCCAGGAGCUCUGCCAGCUGCCGGGUUUGAGGUCUCGAGUUCUUCUCCAAGCAGCCAACGCUACCCACAGGGACGCUGUCUUCACUUUAUAUUUACAUCAAGAACUUGAUGGAAUUGAUGAAAGUGCCAGAGUUGAUCACAAUGCAAAGAAUUUAUUAUUUAAAGAUAAAUGGAAGAAAUUGUAUGUGAUAAAAAUCAGUCAGCUGUUUUUUCCUACCUAUACCACUUGGAGGAAAGAGAAAAGUCAGAAGGAAUCUUAGCUUCUUCCACCUAAAAGGAUUGGAGUCGAAGAAUACAGUCUACAGAUGCUCAGAGUCUUUCUGUGACUUUCAACCACUGGUGACAUGAACGGAGCAGGAGGACGUGGCCCUCAGAUGACCCUGAAUUCCUGGCUAUCUCCUGUGCAGAUUCCAGUUUCCAGCAUACACUUGGCUUUCUGAUGGAGAAGACUCAGGAAAGCUGUAACCCUCACGCAGCUCCAGGUGGAGGUCACUCGGCUCAAGGUGGUGGAGUUGGAACUUGGACCUCUGUCACUGUGACCAACCCUGGAUCCUCUGAAGCAGAGAGUGACACCAGCAACCAACGCCUCCUGCUCCUGCUUUUCCUCUUUUGUCUCUUGACCCUGUGAGGUCCAGCAACCACGGGGACUGAGCAGCAGCUGGACCUGGGGCAGCUGAGCUUCUGGAAAACCUUAGCAUGUUAUUGUGAAGACUUGCAGAGUAUCCUGAAGUGCUGGCUUUUGGGAAAGGAUGCCUGCAUUUUCUUUUGCAAAGGCUCGGCUGAAGGAGUUUGCUGCACCCUUUAAGGGACAGGCCAGCUCAGGUCCUCAUGGCUUGAUCUCUGAGCAGCCCUCUAACCCAGUGAGGACAGCGGUCAACUGGUCUCCAGCCAACAGCUUCCUGUAGAGACUUCCAGCAUUGUUAGCUAACAUGUGCUCUUUCAAUGCCUUCAACAGCUGGGAACUGUUUCAAGACUAUCUUGCCAGCUAAGAAGCAGAAUCCCAGUUCCUGUUGCCAGGAAGCUUUUAAUGGCCAGUGGAGAAUGCUGUCCUCCCUUGGUGAAAGAAUUCCCAAGUGAAAUUUGGGAAUCUUUUAGGAUUCACUUCAACAGAAUGUUUCUGGGGACAUGUAUCUUCAGGCACUGGAAGCCACUCAUGGGCAAGAAAGCCCAGAUGACCACCAGCCCCGCAGUGUGGGAUUGGCCUCCAUGGGCAGGGCAAUCUCUCUGCCCCCAGUGGCUUAGACAGCUGGGUCUGAGACAUAGCAGAAGGUCUCACAAAUGUUAGGAGAAGGGAGUUGAGCAUUAUUCCUCCAUGUGGAAUUAUUUUUGCAUUUAUCCAGAAAGUGACAUUUUUUGUUUGAUCUUUGAAAUCACCUGUGAUAUAAUCAGAAGAUGUCAGACCUUCAAUGUCCAAGUCACCACCCUCCCCACUCUGUACCUGGGAAGUCUGAGGUCCACAGAAGGGAACGUGUUUAAUGGGGGUUACCCAACAAUUUAGGGCAGGAGGGGUGCCCCCACCCAGCCUACCUCCCUUGCCCUCUCACUUCCAACCUUGCAGUCUGUCAUCUUCCUUGACCAAGGAAGGGUUCCUCAGGGGAGCCCAUGAUGAGCGGGACACUUUGGUAGCAGACAGCGAACUAUUAAUACCUUUGGUUUUUCUAUACUGGUGGGGAGAUCUGAGACCAGGGUUCUGGCUUUUCCCUGAGGACCAUAAAAUGCUCCUAUUCCUGAUGUCCCCUUCUGUCUAUUGUAAGGAGGGUGAAAUGGAGCACUCCUCUUCUGGGGGCCAUGGGAAAGGCGCCACUCCCAGAUGCUGUGAUGCAUGACUUCAGCAAUCUGGCUGACAUGACUAGAAUGGGCCCUGUUGUUCUCAGCAGAGCAGGCUUGGGUCAGGCAGGGUGGCAGUUGAGAGGACACGGCAGGCAUUGAUUCUGGGAGUAUCAUUUCCUCCCUCCCCUGGCCUCCCAAGCACACCUGUGUGGGAGGUAACAGGCAGACGGCGCAGUGUCCUCCUUUCAGACCCCUUGCCUGUCCCAACUCACUGAACUUGCACAAAGAGCUUCACUUUGAACCAAAAGGUCGGGGGUGAUCAGAUUUGUCGCUGAGCUGGUUUUCAGAGAGGAGCCUGGGCCGGGUGAGAUAGAUUUUGGCCCUUUUCUCAGUAUGGGAGAGUAUCUGUGUCUUUCUGGGCACAACUACAGUCAUAUUCAGAGGAGGAAUUGGGGAGACCGCAUAGAAGCUGGAGCUGGCCACCCCCAAAGCCCGUCUCAGUUCCCUACGUGCACCACAGAGGACUUGAACAAACACUUCUCUCCAAGUGGCAUUACAGCUGGAAAAGGAAAUCUCACAUCUUGUCUUUAUUAAGUUCCUGUCUUGAGGUUUACCUAGAUAGAUUCCCAUAUUAACCUUCUGUAUGAGUAAAAGGAAAAAAAAUAACAAUAGCUUCAAUAAAUUUGAAGUUUAAUAAACUAGAAGUUUAAUUCAGGCUGGGCAUGGUGACUCAUGCCUAUAAUCCCAGCACUUUGGGAUCACUUGAGGUCAGAAGCUUGAGACCAGCCUGGCCAACAUAGUGAAACCCCAUCUCUACUAAAAAUACAAAAAGUAGUUGGGUGUGGUGGUGCAUGCCUGCAGUCCCAGCUACUAAGGAGGCUAAGGCAGGAAAAUUGUUUGAACCCAGGAGGUGGAGGUUGCAGUGAGCCAAGAUCCUGCCACUACACUCUAGCCUGGGUAACAGAGCAAGACUCUGCCUCAAAAAAAAAUAGUAAAAUAGCUUAAUUCUCUCAAAAUAAAACAAGUCCAUCAUCCAGGGCUAUUUUGGUUCUCCACAGGGUCAAGGCCUAAGUUUUCUCUCUGUUUGCACUGGCAUCCUCAGUGCAUGCAUGGCCCCCACUGAAUGGCCCAAGAUAGCUGCUAAAAAUCCAGCCAUCACAUCUUCCUUCCAGCUAGCAGGAAGGAGAAGGGAGAGAAGAAAGUCUCUCUGUGCUUCCUUUAAGGGAAUUUCCUGGAAUUCAGACACCAUACUUCUGUUAUAUUGGCCAGAGCUGAAUUCCAAGGCCACAAGUAAUGGAGGCUGAGGACAAGGACAAGCAAGUGAGACUGAGGAAUGUAAUCUUUUUUCUGGGUAGCCAUGUGCCCAGAUAAACACCAGGGGUUUUGUUACUGAGGAAGGAGGAGAAAAUGGAUACUGGGGACAAUUAGCUAUCUUUGCCACACCUUCCUCCUAGAUAGAUAAGAAGAAGGUUUACAGCAUGUAGGCAUCUAUAUUUACAUUUUCAAUAUUAUCCAAGACUGGAUUAGACACAUAGACUGGUAACGUAAAAGCUAGAAAACAGCCAGUCCCCACCCUCAAAGAUUAGAAAACUAAGAUCCAGAGAUUAAACAGAUCAUCUUCGAUCACACAGCGAGUUGGUGGAAUCUAAUUUCCAGCUCAUGUUCAGUAGGAGUACUUUUGUUCUGCUCUGUUUCUUGACUUGAGAAAAAAGCUUCAUUCUGGAGGGGAGGGAGUUUGAGUGCCAAGGAUGAAAUUCCAUCCAUCACUCAGUCUCUGAGCUGCAGGACACGGGCAGGACAAUGGGAGGGUUUUCAUGCCCCGAUCUGCCCUGGAGGGAGCACACUGACAGGAUGGGAGCUUCCGGGAGGCAGGAGUUCUCCUUCAAGGCCAUGCUGACCAUCAGCUGGCUCACUCUGACCUGCUUCCCUGGGGUGACAUCCGCAGUGGCUGCUGGGUGCCCUGAUCAGAGCCCAGAGCUGCAACCCUGGAACCCUGGCCAUGACCAAGACCACCAUGUGCAUAUCGGCUGGGGUAGGACACUGCUGCUCACUUCUUCUGCCACUGUCUAUUCCAUCCACAUCUCAGAGGGAGGCAAGCUAGUUGUUAAAGACCAUGAUGAGCCAAUUGUUUUGCGAACCAGGCACAUCCUGAUCGACAACGGAGGAGAGAUGCAUGCUGGGAGUCCCCUCUGCCCUUUCCAAGGCAAUUUCACCAUCAUUUUGUAUGGAAGGGCUGAUGAAGGUAUUCAGCCGGAUCCUUAUUACGGUCUGAAGUACAUUGGGGUCGGUAGAGGAGGCACUCUUGAGUUACAUGGACAGAAGAAGCUCUCCUGGACAUUUCUGAACAAGACCCUUCACCCAGGUGGCAUGGCAGAAGGAGGCUAUUUUUUCGAAAGGAGCUGGGGCCAUCGCGGAGUCAUUGUUCAUGUCAUCGACUCCAAAUCAGGCACAGUUAUCCAUUCUGACCGAUUUGACACCUAUAGAUCCAAGAAAGAGAGUGAACGUCUGGUCCAGUAUUUGAACGUGGUGCCCGAUGGCAAGAUCCUUGCUGUUGCAGUGAAUGAUGAAGGUUCUCGAAAUCUAGAUGACAUAGCCAGGAAGGCGAUGACCAAAUUGGGAAGCAAACACUUCCUACACCUUGGGUUUAGACACCCUUGGAGUUUUCUAACUGUGAAAGGAAGUCCAUCUUCUUCAGUGGAAGACCAUAUUGAAUAUCAUGGACACCGGGGCUCUGCCGCUGCCCGAGUAUUCAAAUUGUUCCAGACUGAGCAUGGCGAAUACUUCAAUGUUUCUUUGUCCAGCGAGUGGGUUCAAGAUGUGGAGUGGACGGAGUGGUUCGACCACGAUAAAGUAUCUCAGACUAAAGGUGGGGAGAAAAUCUCAGACCUCUGGGCAGCUCACCCGGGAAAAAUCUGCAAUCGUCCUAUUGAUAUACAGGCCACUACAAUGGAUGGAGUUAACCUCAGCACCGAGGUUGUCUACAAAAAAGGCCAAGAUUAUAGGUUUGCUUGCUAUGACCGGGGCCGAGCCUGCAGGAGCUACCGUGUGAGGUUCCUCUGUGGGAAGCCUGUGAGGCCCAAACUCACAGUCACCAUUGACACCAAUGUGAACAGCACCAUUCUGAACCUGGAGGAUAAUGUACAGUCAUGGAAGCCUGGAGACACCCUGGUCAUUGCAAGUACUGAUUACUCCAUGUACCAGGCAGAAGAGUUCCAGGUGAUUCCCUGCCGGUCCUGCGCCCCCAACCAGGUCAAAGUGGCAGGGAAACCAAUGUACCUGCACAUCGGGGAGGAGAUCGAUGGCGUGGACAUGCGGGCGGAGGUUGGGCUCCUGAGCCGGAACAUCAUGGUGAUGGGGGAGAUGGAGGACAAAUGCUACCCCUACAGAAACCACAUCUGCAGUUUCUUUGACUUUGAUACCUUUGGGGGCCACAUCAAGUUUGCUCUGGGAUUCAAGGCAGCACACCUGGAGGGCAUGGAGCUGAAGCAUAUGGGACAGCAGCUGGUGGGUCAGUACCCAAUUCAUUUCCACCUGGCUGGUGAUGUGGACGAAAGGGGAGGCUAUGACCCACCCACAUACAUCAGGGACCUCUCCAUCCAUCAUACAUUCUCUCGCUGUGUCACAGUCCAUGGCUCCAAUGGCUUGUUGAUCAAGGACGUCGUGGGUUACAACUCUUUGGGCCACUGCUUCUUCACGGAAGACGGACCAGAGGAACGCAACACCUUUGACCACUGUCUUGGCCUGCUUGUCAAGUCUGGAACCCUCCUCCCCUCAGACCGUGACAGUAAGAUGUGCAAGAUGAUCACCGAGGACUCCUAUCCCGGGUACAUCCCCAAGCCCAGGCAGGACUGCAAUGCCGUGUCCACCUUCUGGAUGGCCAAUCCUAACAACAACCUCAUCAACUGCGCCGCUGCAGGAUCUGAGGAAACUGGAUUUUGGUUCAUUUUCCACCACGUACCGACAGGGCCCUCCGUGGGAAUGUACUCCCCAGGUUACUCAGAGCACAUUCCACUGGGAAAAUUCCAUAACAACCGAGCACAUUCCAACUACCGGGCUGGCAUGAUCAUAGAUAACGGAGUCAAAACCACCGAGGCCUCUGCCAAAGACAAGCGGCCCUUCCUCUCGAUCAUCUCUGCCAGAUACAGUCCUCACCAGGAAGCCGACCCGCUGAAGCCCCGGGAGCCAGCCAUCAUCAGGCACUUCAUUGCCUACAAGAACCAGGACCACGGGGCCUGGCUGCGUGGCGGGGACGUGUGGCUGGACAGCUGCCGGUUUGCUGACAAUGGCAUCGGCCUGACCCUGGCCAGCGGUGGAACCUUCCCGUAUGAUGAAGGCUCCAAGCAGGAGAUAAAGAACAGCUUGUUUGUUGGCGAGAGUGGCAACGUGGGGACAGAAAUGAUGGACAACAGGAUCUGGGGCCCCGGCGGCGUGGACCAUAGCGGAAGGACCCUCCCUAUAGGCCAGAAUUUUCCGAUCAGAGGAAUUCAGUUCUAUGACGGCCCCAUCAACAUUCAAAACUGCACUUUCCGAAAGUUCGUGGCCCUGGAGGGCCGGCACACCAGCGCCCUGGCCUUCCGCCUGAAUAAUGCCUGGCAGAGCUGCCCCCAUAACAACGUGACCGGCAUUGCCUUUGAGGACGUUCCGAUUACUUCCAGAGUGUUCUUCGGAGAGCCUGGGCCCUGGUUCAACCAGCUGGACAUGGAUGGGGAUAAGACAUCUGUGUUCCAUGACGUCGAUGGCUCCGUGUCCGAGUACCCAGGCUCCUACCUCACGAAAGAUGACAACUGGCUGGUCCGGCACCCAGAGUGCAUCAACGUCCCCGACUGGAGAGGAGCCAUCUGCAGCGGUCGCUAUGCACAGAUGUACAUUCAAGCCUACAAGACCAGUAACCUGCGAAUGAAGAUCAUCAAGAAUGACUUCCCCAGCCACCCUCUCUACCUGGAGGGGGCGCUCACUAGGAGCACCCAUUACCAGCAGUACCAGCCAGUCGUCACCCUGCAGAAGGGCUACACCAUCCACUGGGACCAGACGGCCCCUGCCGAACUUGCCAUCUGGCUCAUCAACUUCAACAAGGGCGACUGGAUUCGAGUGGGGCUCUGCUACCCGCGAGGCACCACCUUCUCCAUCGUCUCAGACGUUCACAAUCGCCUGCUGAAGCAAACGUCCAAGACGGGCAUCUUCGUGAGGACCUUGCAGAUGGACAAAGUGGAGCAGAGCUAUCCUGGCAGGAGCCACUACUACUGGGAUGAGGACUCAGGGCUGCUGUUCCUGAAGCUGAAAGCUCAGAACGAGAGAGAGAGGUUUGCUUUCUGCUCCAUGAAAGGCUGUGAGAGGAUCAAGAUUAAAGCUCUGAUCCCAAAGAACGCAGGCAUCAGUGACUGCACAGCCACAGCCUACCCCAGGUUCGCAGAGAGAGCUGUCGUGGACGUGCCAAUGCCCAAGAAGCUCUUUGGUUCUCAGCUGAAAACAAAGGACCACUUCUUGGAGGUGAAGAUGGAGAGUUUCAAGCAGCACUUCUUCCACCUUUGGAAUGACUUCGCUUACAUCGAGGUGGAUGGGAAGAAGUACCCCAGCUCGGAGGAUGGCAUCCAGGUGGUGGUGAUUGAUGGGCACCAAGGGCGUGUGGUGAGCCACAUGAGCUUCAGGAACGCCAUUCUGCAGGGCAUACCAUGGCAGCUUUUCAACUACAUGGCGGCUGUCCCUGACAAUUCCAUAGUGCUCAUGGUAUCAAAGGGAAGAUACAUCUCCAGAGGCCCGUGGACCAGAGUGCUGGAAAAGCUUGGGGCAGACAGGGGUCUCAAGUUGAAAGAGCAAAUGGCAUUUGUUGGCUUCAAAGGCAGCUUCCGGCCCAUCUGGGUGACUCUGGACACUGAGGAUCACAAGGCCAAAAUCUUCCAAGUUGUGCCCAUUCCUGUGGUGAAGAAGAAGAAGCUGUGAGGACAGCUGCCGCCCGGUGCCACCUCAUGGUGGACUAUGAUGCUGACUCUUGGCAGCAGACCACUGGGGGAUGGCUGAGUUCCCCAGCCCCUACCAGCAGCUGCCUGGGAAGACCAUGUAUUAGCCCUGAUGGGCCAAGGGAAGGAUAUUAGAGACCCUGGUGCUGCCACCUGCCCCCACUCAAGUGUCUACCUGCAGCCCCUGUGGCGGUGCUGGAAACCUUCACUUCUCUGCAGCCUCUUGGGUGCUUCUCUCCUAUCUGUGACUCUUCAGUGGGGUGUGGGGACCAUAUCAGGAGACCUAGGUUUUGCGGACAGCAAAGAUACACCUUGCCAGGAUCCCCUACCCAGCUAGGAGGUAGCCUGGAGGGCGGGUCAUUUGCAGAUCCCCAUGGUCUGCAGCAGACAAGUGAGGGUGGUGAAUGUAGAGAAAGCCUUGGCCUUGAGGAAAUCUUUACUCCUGUAGGCAAGUGCCAGCCUCACAGGAUUAGGAGCUGAGGCGGAACUGGCUACCCUCGGGGAAGAGGCAAGCCCCGCCUCUGGCCGUGUCCACCUUUCAGGAGACUGGGUGGCAGGCUGGGAUUUGGACUAGAUGACUCCCAAAGGCCCUUGUAGCUGUGAGAGUCCUGAAAUCUGCAGUAUUUCACAUGGUACCUGAAACCCAACAGUAGAGGAAAACAUUCUUUUCCUCUGCUAGCCACGAUGCUGGGUGCCCCAGGGCACACAGGAUGGAGAGGUGAGAAUGAAUGCCUAGAUCGAGGGGCCUGCAGUCAGGUCCAUGUGCACUGCAACGCCAGACAGAGAAAUCACACAGAGGUAAAACAGAGACCAGUGCCAUCUCAGAGGGGAGGGUCAGGAAGGCUUCUCACUUACAGCAAUGAAGGCUGGGGGCAUUUUGGUGGGGGGAGAGGUAGCCUCUGGGGUGGGUCGGGGAGGGAUUGGGCCCUCCCUGCUUCCGCUGGUGACUGCAGCGUUGCCCUUUGCCCACUCCUCGUCGGCCCACUCAUGAUAAAGUGUGGUCAGAGGGAGCAAUGGGCUUCACAGCUUAUGCCCAGAGCACUGAGGAAUGCGUUCCCCGGCAGCCCUGCCUCUGACUCCGAGAGAGUACAGUGAAGUUCAAGGAAGUGAGCUCCUGCCUUGGGGCCUCAUCUGCUCUUCAUCCCGGGGACUGAGCAGUGGGGGCUCCAGGAGACCCUAGAUGUGCUUACACUCCCUCAGCCUGGGAUUUCAGAGCUGGAAAUACUGAAAAUACCUAGCCCAAAGCCUUCAUUUUAGCAGAUGGGGAAAAUGAGCCCCCGAGAUGGGAAAGAACAACACGGCCAGGGGAGGGCCCGGGGAGCCCCACCCCAGCCCUUGCUGCCACACCACACUGCCUCAACAGUCAGCCCCAGAGUGCCCAGGGGCUCCUGAAGCAGCUUCUGGAAAUGGGGACAAGUCCCCUCGAAGGAAAGAAAACAAUUAGAGUAGAAUGACAAUGAGCCACUGUCUUCCUCCUGCUCCCCGAACACACAAACCCCUUGGUGUUGGUGGUCCCUGUGGCCUUCACUUUGCCCACUACCUGUCAGCCCAGCCGGGGUACACAGCGGCUGCCAGCUCUCCUGUCUCUGCAGCUCUACAGGUGCGGCCCAGCAGAUGGGGUAGGGCCAGCCAUGUUUCUGGCGAGCCAAUUUGGCUGAUCUUGGGUGUCUGAACAGCUGUUGGGUCCACCCAGUCCAUCUGGGUGCUAAAUGCCCUUCUCGCUCCCUAGCCCACCUUAGAGCCCAAAGAGCUCCUGGAAGAGGGAGAACUCUCUGUGGUUUAUACUCUUGCACAAGGCGAUGGGGUCUCCCUGGGUCUUGUGAUGAUGAACUAUGUUUAUCCCCUUUCCUGCCCCAACCACAAACUCUUUCCUUCAAAGAGGGCCUGCCUGGCUCCCUCCACCCAGCUGCACACAUCAGACUCGGUCCAAGAGUCCAUUGCCCAGGUGGGAGCCGACUACCAGGGAGGUCUUUCCCACCAAACAUCUUUCAGCUGCUGGGAAGUGACCAUUGUACUCUGCUUUUAAAGAUAUGGCCACUUCAAAGGCCAGAAUUACAGGAAAGACCUCUUCCAGGGAGAUUAGCGGUGCCAGAGAGGAGAGUUCCGAUGACCUCAUGUCCUUCUUGUCCACGGUUUUGUUGAGUUUUCACUCUUUUAAAGCAAGGGUCUCACACUGUGAACCACUUAGGAUGUGAUCACUUUCAGGUGGCCAGGAAUGUUGAAUGUCUUUGGCUCAGUUCAUUUUAAAAAAGAUUCUAUUUGAAAGUUCUCAGAGUUGUACAUAUGUUUCACAGUACGGGAUCUGUACAUAAAACUUUUCCUAAACCAUUCACCAAGAGCCAAUAUCGCGGCAUUUUCUUGGUAGCAAUUUUCUUACUGCUUAGAAAACUAUUCUCCUUGUUAUUUGUAAGAUGUAAGUGAGUUAGGUCUUUAAGGAAAGCAAUGCUCCUCUGAAAUGCUUGUCUUUUACCUGUUGCCGAAAUAGCUGGUCCUUUUUCGGAAGUUAGAUGUAUAGAGUGUUUGUAUGUAAACAUUUCUUGUAGGCAUCACUAUGAACAAAGAUAUAUUUUCUAUUUAUUUAUUAAAUGUGCACUUCAAGAAGUCACUGUCAGAGAAAUAAAGACCUGUCUUAAUUGUCA
Callithrix jacchus (white-tufted-ear marmoset) is the source of this 10806-nucleotide messenger RNA. The record is from RefSeq and is a predicted model, not a curated record. NCBI's taxonomy places the organism in Eukaryota, Metazoa, Chordata, Mammalia, Primates, Cebidae.